Molecule: messenger RNA, 750 nt
Organism: Aspergillus oryzae RIB40
Lineage: Eukaryota; Fungi; Ascomycota; Eurotiomycetes; Eurotiales; Aspergillaceae
Product: HAD family hydrolase
Exons: 1
Coding region: 1-750 (249 amino acids)
Source: RefSeq, a predicted model, not a curated record
AUGUCCCAAAACAACCACAACCAAGAUUCACACACUAUUAAAGAAUCCCUAUCCACAAAAACAUGGUUCGGCUUCGACCUCGAUGACACACUACAUUCAUUCCGCAAGGCAUCAGCCCAAGCAUCCUCAGCCGUAUUCACAACCCUCCAUGAAGAAAACCCGAAUAUCAACAUCGACGAUCUCAAAACAUCCUACCGGGACAUCCUCGUCUCAACAACAGCAGGUGCAUUCGCCGAUGGAAGGACAUCAACCGAGUAUCGUAGAGAACGGUUCUCGCUUCUUCUCCGGGCCCACGGAUUAGAGGUCACGACGGAGAGACUGGAUCGUCUUUUGGAUGUUUAUAAACGUAGUCUACGGGAAGCGCUGACGCUGAAACCGGGGGCUCUUGACUUACUUCAAUGUAUUAAGAGGCGAGGGAAGAAGGUUAUUGUGGUGACGGAGGGGCCGCAGGAUGCGCAGUUGUGGACUGUGGAGGAACUUGGGUUGAGGCCUUAUGUUGAUGUGCUUGUUACGACGAAUCAGAUUGGGAAGUCGAAGGUUGAGGGGCUGUUUUCUGCUGUGUUGGAUAAGUAUGGGAUUGUUGCGUCGGAUAUGGUUUAUGUGGGGGAUAAUGAGAAACGGGAUGUUGUACCGGCGCGGGAGGCUGGGAUUUUGGCUGUGUUGUUUGAUGAGAUGGGGGGUUGUUCGUUUGAUGACUUUGCUGCGCUGAGGAUUGACUCUUUAGGGAAGUUGGGGGAUCUGUUAGAGUAG